AUGGAUCGGCUUCAUCAAUGGCGCGAGCAAUUCAUCAGCGACCGGGUCUCGGAUGACUUUCUCUACGGCGCAGCCGCGGGCUGCCUGGCCACGAUCCUGCUGGCGCUUGUCACGCGCGUCGUGUCCAUGCUGCGCAGCGACGUCUACGACCUGGCCCACUGGAAGCUGAAUAUCCGCGUGCCCAUGCAGCCCAUGUGGAUGAACUUGGGAUACUGGCGAACAGCGCGCGGUGAGAAAAUCCAGCAGAUGGACCAGGCCUGCGCCGCCCUGCUCCGCGAAGUGCUGCGCGCCGCCGACCUGCUCACCGGCGACGCCGUCGCCGAAAAGGAGCUGCGCGGCCGCCGCAGCAUCGCCAUCCUCGACGUCGGCUUCGGCUGCGGCGACCAGACGGUGGAGCUCGCGCGCGCGCUCGACGCGCCGGCCUGGCAGCGCUUCCGGUACGUCGGCCUCACGCUCAACCCGGCGCAGCUGCAGGUCGCGCAGCAGCGCGUCGAGCGCGAGGUGGCGAGCGCGCGGCGCCGCGGCGUCGCGCUCUGGCCCGAGUCGUUUCGGCUGCUGGGCGCCGACGCUGCGCGGCCCGAGUCGUGGGCGCGGCCCGUCCGCACGCUCGUCGACGGCGUCGCCGACGCGGCGCUCCAGGAACGCUGGCUGCUGGCGCUCGACUGCCUGUACCACUUUGCGCCGUCCAGGACGCCGCUGCUGCUGUACGCGGCGCGCGAGCUCAGGGCGGACCUGAUGGCGUUUGACCUCGUGCUCAACGACAAGGCGUUCCUCUCCGCGCGCGUGGCGGCAAGGGUGGUCGGCCGCCUGGCGGGCUGCCCGCUGGGCGCAUUCCUGACGGAGGAUGCAUAUACGGAGCUGCUGGUGGAUGCAGGCUACGAAAGGGCCACUGUGCAGAUCCGCGACGUGACGUCGGCCGUGUUUGGCGGACUGGUGGCGCACAUGGAGAAGCAACAGCGGUCUCUCAAGCCGUAUGGGGUAUCUCUGGGGAGUAUGGGGGUGGCAAAGAGGAUUUUCGACUGGAUCGAUAGGACCGGCAUCAUCCGUGCCGUCAUUGUGGUAGCUCGAGUGAAGCGUAAAACUGCAUCGUGA
This is a messenger RNA of Cordyceps militaris CM01, 1092 nucleotides long. RefSeq lists its product as uncharacterized. Lineage: Eukaryota; Fungi; Ascomycota; Sordariomycetes; Hypocreales; Cordycipitaceae. The record is from RefSeq and is a predicted model, not a curated record. The transcript has 2 exons. Bases 1 to 1092 code for a protein of 363 amino acids.